AUGAGUGCGGCAUGGCGGAAGAAAUUACCAAUUACCCAUAAAGCAGAAUGCUUAAAUGUUUAUAAAGGGCUAUUAAAAUGUUGUGAUCAAUUUGUAGAGCCCGAAUACCAAUCCGUUCUUUCAGAAAUAAUACGAACAAGGACCCGGCAUUAUCAGCACGUAACCAAUGCAUAUAAAACCGAAUACCUUUUAAAUAAUGCUAAGAAGUAUCGUGAACGACUUGAACUGGCCAACCGAGGUCAAUUGCCGGCGGAAGAUAUACGACAGGAAAUAAUAAAAAAAUAUAAGUCCUAUUCAUUACCAAAAAAACAAGAAACACCCAUGAAGCGAGAUCAGCCUCUAGCUUUAAAAUUACCAAAACCAAAAAAGUCAAUGUCUAUUCACGAUUAUGUCCGUGAUGGGAAAAUCCUUUAUCAUUUUGUAAUGACGACAGGAGGAGACGCAUUUCUGCGUCCUAAAUAUUGGCCACAAAGUGAGCGUAUAAGUAUGAUAUUGAAAAAUCAUGUCGAGACCAAAGAACGUAGACACCGACUUAUUCAAGCAAUGAACCGUAUGGUCUAUCAUACAUCCUUAGAAGACGAAUUUCUAAAACCAUAUACAAAUGAAGACUUAGGAUUUACACAAUCACUCUUAGAGAAUGUCCACGAAAUUGGAAAAAAGCUUGAACGAUCUUAUCAACAGGGGUCUAAAUCAUGGCACAUCACGAGCCAGUUAUAUAAAAUGAUUGUUAAGGAAUCCGAAAGACAACGACUAGAAAAACAAUAUUUAAAAACCUGGAAAAGUUUAGGAAGGAUAAAGCCAUAUAAAUAA
Schizosaccharomyces osmophilus is the source of this 810-nucleotide messenger RNA. RefSeq names its product mitochondrial LYR family protein, implicated in protein assembly or maturation. The record is from RefSeq and is a predicted model, not a curated record. The coding region runs from base 1 to 810 and encodes 269 amino acids. The transcript is spliced from 2 exons. Lineage: Eukaryota; Fungi; Ascomycota; Schizosaccharomycetes; Schizosaccharomycetales; Schizosaccharomycetaceae.